Macrosiphum euphorbiae (potato aphid) is the source of this 447-nucleotide messenger RNA. NCBI's taxonomy places the organism in Eukaryota, Metazoa, Arthropoda, Insecta, Hemiptera, Aphididae. The record is from the annotation of a GenBank genome assembly.
AUGAGUAAAGAACAGUUUAUUUGCACAUCAAAUGAUAUUGUAAAACUCUAUGGAAAUAUUUUGUCAUCAAAUUUUGUAACUGAAGCCACAACAUGGUAUGAAAAUAUGUGGAAUAAUGGUGAAAAACCAUUAGAUUCUAUUGAAUACUUAGAUUUGAUCGAAAUGUCAAAAGAUUUUUAUCCAGCUGUAGCCGACGCAAUCAAGAUCGGAGCAACUCUUCCAACAACAACUUGCAGCAUUGAACGUUCAUUCAGUACUUUAAGACGAGUCAAGACAUGGAACAGAGCCACUAUGGGUGAUAACCGAUUGUCCGGAUUGUGUAUGAUGAGUGUACAUAGAAAAAGACUAGGAGAGGAUACCAAAUUCAUUGAAAAUUCAAUUGAAGAAUUUGGAAAAAACCUAGGCGUUUGCAAUUAUUAUUUAAAAAAUAAUUAUUAUAUUACAUAA